AUCUCACACAAUACAACACAAGAGGUUUCCAUUUCCAUUCACAUUCAGGUUUGGUCAUCAACGUGUUAGGAUGGACGCAGGUCAUCUCAACCAGACAAGCACAUCUACCUCCUGCACUGUGGAGUCCUCCUUGGAAAAGCACAUGUAUCCAGCUGCCUAUUCUCUUUUUUUUAUUGUGGGCUUUCCAGCAAACUGCCUGUCUCUGUAUGUAGCCUGGAUGCUGAUGAGGAAUGGGAACAGCACGGCAGUCUACCUUGUCAACCUGUCCAUCUCUGACCUGCUCUACACAAUCUCUCUGCCUGUGUGGAUUGAGCUGGCCCUGCUGAAGCCUCUGGGUAGUCUCUGCAGUUUAGUGGCUGUGAUCAUGCACAACAGCUUUUACGUCGGCUCAGGCCUCCUUUGCUGCAUCUCCUUUGAUCGCUACCUAGCAUUGGUCUAUCCUCUCCACUUUCACUGGGUCCGAGAGGUGCGGACAGCAGCAGCUAUUGUGCAAUCUCUCCGACAGAGCGUCUCCAUCCUGGCAGAGGAGCGCAGGAAAGUGGGACUGAUGUUGUUGUUCCUUCUUCUAACCUACAUAGUGGCCUUUGUGCCCUACCAGACUGUCAUGCUGCUCAGAGCCAUACUGGAGCCCGGGGUCUGCGUCUAUGCUGUGAGGCUCAGAGAUCCAUACCUGGUCACAGUUGCCAUGACCACCAUAAACAGUACACUGGAUCCUAUAAUAUACUGUUUAAUCAGUGAGAGUGCUCAGAAAGAGAUUAGGAAAGCUCUAGAGAAAGGUAGAGCAGUUUUUAUUAGGAGGAUUUGGUCAGAGAGCUCUUCUGGAAUUCAGUCAGUUUCCUAACAACUGAAUUAUCUAUUUGUUUCACUGCAAAUGAAAUGGAAAACAAAUAAUUAUUUGGGAUUGUGUAAUUUAAGAGGUAAUACCAAAGGUGGAAACUUAGUGUUCACACGCUGAUGCCUUUAAUGUUAUGAUACUUUGUGUUGAUGUUUUAUUGGACAAAUCAUCAUCUUUUAUUACUGUAAUUUACAAUGCUUGACUGUGGUGUAAACAAGGUCACAUUUACAUGUAUUUCUUAAUAGAUUUUUGAUUGAUUAUUUAAGUUCAAUAGCAGACAUUCUCUCUCUCUCUCUCUCUCUCUCUCUCUCUCUCUCUCUCUCUCUCUCUCUCUCUCUCUCUCUCUCUCUCUCCCCCCACCUUUCCUGUCUCUAUCUGCAGCUGUCACUGUCCAAAAAAGGCAAAAUGCCCCAAAAAAUAUUUGUGUAAAUUUGUAAAUAAUCUGCGAUCUGAGUAAGAACAAUUACAGCAACCAAUAACGCUUUCAAUGUACAUAUGGACAUGUGAGCAUUGUUUUUAAGACAGACUAAAAAAAAUAUGUGUACUUAUCCUUUAGUAGCAUGUAGGCUCAGCCAUAACAACAUAACUACGCUAUGGAAACAAUUAGUCAAGCAGAUGUGUAUUUAAUUUCAGUCCAUGUCUAUGUUGACACACCAAACAUAAAGACAAGCAGUCCCAUGUAGACUUAGUAGCCUAAUUAAAUUUACCAUGUGGUCCUCUAACACCGGUAGUUUGUUCUGUCAUGGCCUGUCACCCAGUAAAUGACAUACGGUAGUCAGGGACAACAAGGAGGCAGCUGCUGACUCUUCCUGUUUCUUUAAGCUGGCUGAUUAAGCAGUGGAAGACAAGAAACUGAAUGAAUCCACUCUGCAUCUGUUUUAAUGUUUUCAUUUUAAUAAUAAUACAUUUUAUGGACAGAAUUUGGAGUGGAAUUACAA
Molecule: messenger RNA, 1773 nt
Organism: Siniperca chuatsi (mandarin fish)
Lineage: Eukaryota; Metazoa; Chordata; Actinopteri; Centrarchiformes; Sinipercidae
Product: G-protein coupled receptor 4-like
Exons: 2
Coding region: 71-841 (256 amino acids)
Biological process (GO): G protein-coupled receptor signaling pathway
Cellular component (GO): membrane
Molecular function (GO): G protein-coupled receptor activity
Source: RefSeq, a predicted model, not a curated record